Messenger RNA from Asparagus officinalis (garden asparagus), 3096 nucleotides. RefSeq names its product alpha,alpha-trehalose-phosphate synthase [UDP-forming] 5-like. Gene Ontology annotation, molecular function: catalytic activity. The coding region runs from base 267 to 2861 and encodes 864 amino acids. The transcript has 5 exons. The record is from RefSeq and is a predicted model, not a curated record. NCBI's taxonomy places the organism in Eukaryota, Viridiplantae, Streptophyta, Magnoliopsida, Asparagales, Asparagaceae. Gene Ontology annotation, biological process: trehalose biosynthetic process. Gene Ontology annotation, cellular component: cytosol.
ACCCCUAAGAUUUCUCUUUCCAAGAAAGCGAAGUACGCGCUACACUAUUCUCCUGUUCUUUCUCUCUGCUGCAUCUGUCACCGCUGCGGAAGGUGGCGAUUGAGAAUGAGAGGAAUCAAAUGCGUUGUCUUUCUCUCACAGUGACCAUCUGUAAACCACUAUCAUAGAGAGAGAGAAACAGGGGAUGCGAAGCUCUCUGUUUCUGCUCAUUUGAGAAGCAAAAGGCCAUUCAGUUCAUCAAACGGUUUACAUAGACAACAGAAGCAAUGGUCUCAAGAUCAUACUCCAACCUUUUAGAUCUGGCCUCCGGCAACACAUUAACAAUUGGCCAUAUGGGCAAGAGGCUGCCUCGAGUGAUGACCGUGGCCGGAAUAAUCUCUGACCUCGAUGAAGAAAAUUCCAUUAGCAAUGGCUCUGAUGCACCCUCUUCAAUCUCCCAAGAGCGCAUAAUCAUCGUGGGCAACCAACUCCCCCUUCUUGCUCAUCGAAGAUCCGAUAACAGUGGUUGGGACUUCAGUUGGGAUGAAGACUCUCUCCUCCUUCAACUGAAAGAUGGUCUCGGAGAAGACGCUGAGGUAAUCUACGUUGGUUGCUUGAAAGAAGAGAUUGAGCCUAGGGAACAAGAUGAAGUAGCUCAAACCCUACUUGAGACUUUCAAAUGUGUUGCUACUUUCCUCCCGAAUGAUCUUUUUACUAAGUUCUACCAUGGGUUUUGUAAGCAACAACUGUGGCCUUUGUUCCAUUACAUGCUCCCUCUUUCUCGUGACCUUGGUGGGCGAUUUGAUCGCACUUUAUGGCAAGCUUAUGUUUCGGUUAAUAAGAUUUUUGCCGAUAAGGUUAUGGAGGUUAUUAGCCCUGAUGAAGAUUUUGUUUGGGUACAUGAUUACCAUUUGAUGGUGCUCCCAACCUUUCUUCGUAAGAGGUUUAAUAGGGUGAAGCUUGGGUUCUUUCUCCAUAGCCCAUUCCCUUCGUCGGAGAUUUAUAGAACUCUUCCUGUUAGAGAUGAACUCCUUAGAGCGCUUCUUAAUGCUGAUCUUAUUGGAUUUCAUACCUUUGAUUAUGCUAGGCAUUUCCUUUCAUGCUGCAGUAGAAUGCUUGGUCUAGCUUAUAAGUCAAAACGGGGGUAUAUUGGACUUGAAUACUAUGGCCGAACUGUUAGUAUCAAAAUACUUCCGGUUGGGAUUCACAUGAGGCAGCUCCAAAAUGUACUAAAUCUCCCAGAGACUGAAACUAAAGUUGCAGAGCUUAAAGAUCAGUUCAAUGGCCGCACCGUCUUGCUCGGAGUUGAUGACAUGGAUAUUUUCAAGGGAAUCAGUUUAAAGCUUUUGGCAAUGGAGCAAUUUCUUAUCCAACAUCCGGAAUGGAGAGAGAAGGUGGUUUUAGUGCAAAUUGCAAAUCCAGCAAGAGGCCGAGGGAAAGAUGUCCAAGAAGUGCAAUGUGAAACUUACUCAACCGCUAAAAGAAUUAACGAGACAUUUGGGAGUGAAGGCUAUGAACCAAUCAUUCUUAUCGACAGUCCUCUUCAAGUCUAUGAAAGAAUCGCCUAUUAUGUGAUUGCAGAGUGUUGCCUUGUAACUGCAGUUAGAGAUGGGAUGAAUCUUAUACCUUAUGAGUACAUAAUUUGUCAUCAAGGAAAUGGCAAAUUAGACGAGACUUUGGAAAUUGACCUGUCAUUACCAAAGAGGAGUAUGUUGGUUGUAUCAGAGUUUAUCGGUUGUUCUCCUUCUCUUAGCGGUGCGAUUAGAGUAAACCCUUGGAAUAUAGAUUCAGUGGCUGAAGCAAUGGAUGCAGCUUUGGCAAUGAGAGAUAGUGAGAAGCAAUUAAGGCAUGAGAAGCAUUAUAGGUAUGUUAGUAGUCAUCAUGUUGGAUAUUGGGCUAAUAGUUUCUUGCAAGAUUUGGAGAGGACAUGUAGAGACCAUGUUAGGAGAAGAUGCUGGGGUAUUGGAUUUGGGUUGGGCUUUAGAGUCAUUGCACUUGAUCCAAACUUUAGGAAACUUUCGGUUGAUCAUAUAGCUUCAGCAUACAGAAGAACCAAGAAUAGAGCCAUUCUUUUGGAUUAUGAUGGCACGAUGAUGCCUCAAACAUCGAUCAACAAAACCCCAACUCCUGAGGCUAUCAAUAUUCUGAAUAGCUUGUGUAGAGAUCCGAUGAAUGUUGUUUUUCUUGUUAGUGGAACUGAUAAAGAAACUCUUAGUUUGUGGUUUUCUCCUUGUGAUAAGCUAGUGCUAGCAGCUGAGCAUGGCUACUUUAUGAGAGAAAAGCAAGAUGAAGAAUGGGAAACUAGUGUUCCUGUACUCGAUUUUGACUGGAAACAAAUUGCUGAGCCAGUUAUGAAAGUUUACACUGAAACAACUGAUGGAUCAACCAUCGAGGCUAAAGAGAGUGGACUUGUCUGGCACUAUCAAUAUGCUGAUCCUGACUUUGGAUCGUGCCAGGCCAAAGAGCUUCUAGACCAUCUAGAGAGUGUUCUUUCGAAUGAGCCUGUGUCUGUAAAGAGCGGCCAGCACUUUGUAGAAGUUAAACCACAGGGUGUCACUAAGGGCCUUGUUGCCGAAAGGCUUUUGGAUAUGAUGCGGGAGAAGAGUAUGCUUCCGGAUUUUGUUCUUUGCAUCGGCGAUGACAGAUCUGAUGAGGAUAUGUUCGAGGUCAUCAGCAGAGCAACAUCGGGGCCUUCGCUAUCUCCAGUGGCUGAUAUUUUUGCUUGCACAGUUGGUCAGAAGCCUAGCAAAGCUAAAUACUACUUAGAAGACACAACUGAGAUCGUGCGGAUGUUGGAGGGGCUCGCCAAGGCUUCAGAUCGAACGGUACGGCUUGCUUCUUCUGCUCAAAGCUCUGGUGCCUCAAAGUUUGCUGUGACCUGAUUCAGUCCUCUUUGGUUUCUGUUAUGUGUACAUAUAUUUCUAGAUAUGCCAGCAUUGAUAAUGCACAUGGCGCUGUGCCAUUUAUGAGUACCUGAUGUUACUGUGAGAGUGUCGUAUCCUUUGUGUUGGAUGUCUAUGGAAAUAUUAUGUGGGUGGUUAGUUAAAUAAUUCAAUUGAAUUAGUGAGAUUGUGCUAAGGUAUUGUUGGUGCAAUGAGAAUUUCAAGCUUAUUGUUU